Molecule: messenger RNA, 1503 nt
Organism: Leishmania major strain Friedlin
Lineage: Eukaryota; Euglenozoa; Kinetoplastea; Trypanosomatida; Trypanosomatidae
Exons: 1
Coding region: 1-1503 (500 amino acids)
Cellular component (GO): cytosol; ribonucleoprotein complex; nucleus
Molecular function (GO): mRNA 3'-UTR binding; poly(A) binding; poly(U) RNA binding
Source: RefSeq, a predicted model, not a curated record
AUGACUAGCCUACAGAACCUCUUUGUGGCGAAGCUGCCACGUAACCUCACUGACGCCGACCUACAUCAAAUAUUUGUCCAAUACAACCCCACAAGCGCCAAGGUUAUGCUGGACGCCACAACGGGCAAGAGCAAAGGCUUCGGGUUCGUGCUGUUCGCGUCUGAGGACGCCGGACGCACGGCGUACGAGAAGCUGAACAAGACCCAUGUCACGCUGCACGGCCACAACUUUAAUCUCUGCAUCUUCCCGUCGAAGCACGAUGGCAAGGUCGCCAUGGAGGAAAGCAACGCCCUCUACGUACGCAAUAUCCCGCUGAAGCUGUCGCAGGCGGAGGUGGAACAGUUUCUGCGCGGUUUCGGUCCGCUCACCUACUGCGCGAUGCGCGAGGACAACUUCGGCGGCAGCGUCUGGGUAGUCUAUGCCGAGUUCGACAGCGUCGAAUCCGCCAAGCGUGCCCUGAUGAGUUUGCACGGUAACCGCACCUACUUCAACACGUCGGUUGCCAUCUUGGCCAAGUACGCCGACUCGGAGGAGACGAAGCGGGAGCGUCGUCGUCGGCGCGAGCAGCAGCAGGCGGAACAGCAGCACCUCGAUACGGUACACAACUUUGGUUCUCCAACGACCGGUCUCGAUAGCAACAAGGGAUUUGCUGUCCAGAGCCAAAACACGCCACUGCCGCCUCCCCCGCCCCCGCCGAUGCGUACCAGCCCUGGCCACAGCAGCACCGGGAGCACCCUCGCAAGCUCCUACUCUACCUCUGAUAUGCACAAGGAGGGCACCGGCGCCUCGCUGCACCCGCCGACUUUCGCCAGCAUUUCCCACCACUUCGCCCCUGGCCGUCAUGGAGGCGGCGGCCCACCGCCAGCAAUGGGCCAGCCCGCAGCGCCGCCGGCGUCGUCGAUGUUGGCAUCGUCCACGCUCCAGCCCACACAGCCGGUGUCCGGCCAGCCCCAACAAUCUCCCACUCCCAACUCGGGGUCCUUCCUCAACGUUAUUUUUAACCCCACCAGCGCAAACAACUUCGGCAACAGCUUCACCCACUACAGCGUCCUUGACCAGACACCGAGCCGCAGCUCUCCUGGUACACCGCUGAACUUUAGCUUUGGCCCAGAAAUGGAGAACUCUGGGGCCCUCGCCAACGGCCUCGGUACCGGCAGUCACGCGAUGCUGAGCGCGAGCGGGCACGCGCCCAUGACCCCGGUACGUCGCAGCAGCAACUUGAGCACAAGCGGCAGCUACCGUCACAACCCGUACGCGCCGGUCACGCCGGUGUCCUCGACGCACAACUCCACUGGACCCAGCACCCCUUUAGUUUCCUCCAUUGCGUACCCCACAGCGCCGCUCGCGAUCAUGCAUUUUGGGGCGUCGCACCAUCUUCAGGGCUCGCCGGUGGCGCUCCACCCGCUGGGACCGGGCAUAGGCGUCGCGAAUAACCACUUUGCCAGCCGCGGGAACAACGCAUACCUGGCCGCACCAGCAAGCUUCAACGACCUAAGCCACUAA